AUGAGUGCUAAGAAUCGGCCACGCGACGAGCUCGGCCGAUUUCUGCCGACGCCCGGCCGAUCGUCGUCGAGACGCUCGCGUAGCCGGAGCGCUGUCCGCUCGCGUGGGCGCUCGCGUCGCGAAUCCGUCAAAUCCGAGAGUCUGCACACGGCGAGAAGUCCGAGCAUCGUCGUCGCGACGCCGGAGCCGCUCGAGGUCCGUCCGCCGCACCGGCCGCAGCACGUCCAUGUCGCGCCGUGGAAUGACGCGAUCGCGUUCGCGAUCCGCCUCUCGAUCCUCGACGGAAUCGCGCAGCCGAUCCGAAUCUCGCAGCCCCUCUCGCUCGCGAUCGCGCUCGUUGAGACGCGCGGGACGCAAAACGCAAACGCGUCGCAUCGGAAGACGCGCUAA
Caenorhabditis bovis is the source of this 390-nucleotide messenger RNA. The record is from the annotation of a GenBank genome assembly. Lineage: Eukaryota; Metazoa; Nematoda; Chromadorea; Rhabditida; Rhabditidae.